CUUGGCUUAGAAAUUUCAGAGGCUAAAAUAAAAGAUAUGAUAAAGAUUCACCUUGGGCAUUUGACUAAGAUAAAGAAGUUCUCUACAAUAAAGCAACAUGAACAAAAAAGAACAAUUUACCUUUAUGACAAAGCAAGUACAGAAGAUUGGGAAAAGUACGCUACAGUACUACAAAGAUCUUUAGAAAGUAGACAACUAAUCAACUUCGAAGGAAAAAGUAUAAUUACCUGGCAACAACUUAAAAGAGUUUUAGGCCUUUCAAGCUGGGGAAAGAAAGCUUAUUGGUUCACAGAGUUAGAAAGAAAAAUAAUUAUAAAUACAGACACAAGAGAAGUUAUAGCGGACUUUAAUAUACCAAACCCAAAUUUACUAGCACUAGAGCUCAAAGUGAUCUCUACCUUGGAAGACCGAAGAAAGUAUUUGUUGAGCAUUGGUGUGAUAGCUCAUCUUAAGUAUCAUCAAACAUCUGUAUUGUCAAAUAUGAAGGUUGUCAAACUGAUCAAGAAAGAAGUAAAAGCAUAUCCGCAAGUUGGAUCAAAAAAAAAGAUAUCGUGGAUAUCAGAGACAAUCCAAGUAGAAGUAGAGAAAAAUUUAAGAUUUCAAAGCAUCUUAUAUUGGAAAAAUUGGCUAGAAGAAGCACCACCUCAAGCUUUCAUUAAAACACUCAAUAAUAUGUAUAUAGAUGCGGAGUGGUGUCAACUACAAAAAAAUUUACCUCUCCUUGAUCUAUUGAAUAAAAGAAGAUUAGACUUAUAUGAAUCUCCAAACUGCCUAAGCUGCAACACGAAUGCCAAAGAAGUGCAUGAUCAUCUAGCAGAAUAUAAAGGAUAUGAAUUUUUGUAG
Dentiscutata erythropus is the source of this 843-nucleotide messenger RNA. The record is from the annotation of a GenBank genome assembly. NCBI's taxonomy places the organism in Eukaryota, Fungi, Glomeromycota, Glomeromycetes, Diversisporales, Gigasporaceae.